UAUUUAUUUGCUUUGCCAGCGCCUCGCGCGGCCUCGUCGUUCACGAGCCGGUCUCCGUGGGCGGUAAAAAAAAUAUAACACUUCCGUGGCGGUAACGUCUUAAGAUGAAUUAUAGUUCACGCCGAUAAUUACAAUAACGUUCGUGUUACAACGACGACGACGACGAGGUUGACGAAGCGAAGGGUUUGAACGUCGACCCCACGCUCGUCGUCGUUUUCUGAGUUCGUGGAGUCAUCCGAGUCCUUUGGACGUGAGCUUUUGAGUCGUUGGGUUUUAGCGUUUUCGCAUUUGAAGCCCAGCAUUUGCCACCUGGAUGUCACAUAGCGAGCGAUGAAGGGCCUCAACUGGGGACAAUAAGAUCGAAGGUCCCUCUCGCUCGCUUCUUCCUCUUCCCUCCUCGCCUGCGCUCGCGGUCUUUGGCUCGUGGCAAACGGCACCGGUAAAAAACAUUUAAGGGCAACUGCCAUUGCCGCGCCGUGAGCCAUGGGUUCGACCCGCAGAGAAACGGAUCCACUACUGGGAGGUGUGCUGCCAAUGCAGGGUCGCAGAGGGAUGUCACCGUCCGUCAACGACACCAAACUGCGCAGGCCGUUCUACGUGGACGCACAGAGCAUCGUCGAGCGCGACGCGGAGAGCGGCGAGGAACGCCUGGCUACCGUCUCCCCGGCCGCAUCCCUGCUCUCCAGCCGCCUGCGCUACUACAGCCGCCUCUCGUCCAGCAACUUGACCACCCUGCAAGCCCCGCAUCAUGUUAUCCCGGCGCCAGAUGAGAUUUACGUGUACAGUCCUCUGGGUACCGCCUUUCGAGUUAAAGACACGCCAGACGGCGCCAAGCAGCCAAGCCUGGUCACCAUUUUUGCCAUUUGGAACACAAUGAUGGGCACCUCCAUCUUGAGCAUUCCCUGGGCCAUGAUGCAGGCGGGCUUCACUUUAGGAAUCAUCAUCAUCUUCCUGAUGGGGCUGAUCACCCUCUACAGCUGCUAUCGCAUCCUGCAGUCACCGAAAGCCAUCGACGGUGGUGAAGACAUGGACUUCCCUCAGGUGUGCGGCCACUAUUUCGGGCGCUUGGGCCAGUGGAUAAGCCUCCUCUUCUCGCUGGUGUCUCUGGCCGGCGCCUUGAUCGUCUACUGGGUGCUCAUGUCCAACUUCAUGUACAACACUGGCCGCUUCAUCUACGACAAAGCCUGUGGAAUAAACAUGACGGAUAAUAUCCCGAGAACAAAUGGUUCUCAUCCUGUGCUCUGCCCGAACCCUGUCAAACAGCUGUCCAACGUGACCGGCUAUGGGGGCCUCCUCAUGCUGGCGCCGGGAGUGUUCGAGGGACCGCCUGAGGCAGGGCUGCGGGGGCCCACCAACGGCUCCUUUGAGACCUUCAACGCGUUCUGGAGCCAGACCAACACCGUGCCCCUCUACCUGGUGCCUCUGCUGCUGCCUCUGCUCAACUUCCGCUCCGCUGCGUUCUUCGCACGCUUCAAUAACCUGGGCACAGUCUCUGUGGUUUACCUCCUGAUCCUGGUCACAGUCAAGGCCUCUCAGUGGGGGAUACACCUCGACUUCCACUGGAUCUCGACCAGCGACAGACACUUUGUGCCUGAGUUUCGCCAGUUUUUCCCUGCCAUGACAGGCAUCCUAACGCUUGCCUUUUUCCUUCACAACUGCGUCAUCACCCUGGUCAAAAACAACCGGCAUCCCGAAAACAAUGUCAGAGAUCUCUCUAUUGCUUAUGGCCUGGUUGGCUUCACGUACCUCUACGUAGGAAUCCUAGUGUUUGCCUCCUUCCCAUCUCCACCGCUGUGGAAAUCUUGCAUUCAAGAGAAUUUCUUGGACAAUCUCCCAAACGAUGACAUCAUGGCUCUGCUGGCGCGAGUCUUCCUGCUCUUCCAGAUGAGCACCGUCUUCCCGAUGCUGGCGUACAUCUUCCGCGUGCAGAUUUUCACGCAGAUCUGGGGGAAAAGUUACCCAAGUGUGCUGCAUGUGCUGGUGCUCAAUAUGGUGCUCAUCGGCUGCGGAGUUCUCGUCGCUAGAUUUUACCCAAACAUCGGCGCGAUCAUUCGCUACUCGGGAGCGACGUGCGGCCUGGCGUUUGUGUUCGUGCUGCCGUCGCUCGUACAUCUGCUGUCGGAGAAGCGGCGGGGCACGCUGGGCCGGUGGUCCAUGCUGGCGCACGUCGCGCUCAUGCUGUGCGGCACUGCCAACCUCAUCGCCCAGUUCUUCGUGUGAACCGCGGCCGGCCUACCUGCCGGCCUGCCUGCCGCAAUUUACACUGCCGAAUAUAAUGUCCGUGAAAAACAGGAAUUCCUUAACCUUGUUGGUCUCGUUUUUUUUGUGUGUUUUUUUUUGUAUGCACUAAAUGAUGCUACGCCUCGAAUACUGCACGUGAAUUGAUUUUUGUACGUUUCGAUUUUUGUUAUUUUAAACUAUCAAAAUGCACACGAUGAUUCAAAGGGAAAAAACGUGUUUAUAUACACGAGUAAGAACACCGUAUAGGUAUCAAUGUGCUGCUUUAGAAACAUUUUAUAUUACAACUUGAACAAACUGGCGCACACUUUAUGUGUACAGUAAAACCUUGGAUUGCGAGUAACUUGGUCUGCGAGUGUUUUGCAAGAUGAGCUAAAAAUUUAAAUAAAUAUUAAUUUGAUAAACGAGCGAGGGUUUUGCAAUACGAGUAGUACGUAUACGCUUUGUACUGCCGAGCGUCACGUGAUUACAACUGAUAUACGAGUGCUUUGGAUUGCAAACACGUUUCCGGAACGAAUUAUGCUCGCAAUCCAAGGUUUUAUUGUAUCUGAAUUUAUUAUGGAGCGUACGUGAUUUACUGCAUGUGUACUUGCCUGGAUAAAUGCGGUCACUGUCAAUGAAAAAAAUGAUUGAUACACUAUUCAUGGCGAAUCAAACACUUUGGAUGGGCCUCUAACUUUUUUUAGCAAUGUUGGGUUUUGCUAUUUAAAUACACAUUUUUACAUUUUGUGCAUGACGGCUCGCUCACAAUUUUUUAGUUUUCAAAUGCAGGCGGUCUCCAGUUUAAGACGGUCCAAUUUACAAAGAUGCACAUUUAUCACGUUGAUUUAACGUCACCACGGAUCGAUUUACGACGACGCAGAAACUUGCUUUACGACGCAUCUUCCAACGCGACUCCCGAACGCAUUUGAACAAGUCACUCUGGUUUCCGAUGUGACUCGGCGUGGAGCUUUUGUUAAUCUCAGGCGUCUUCGUGGAUGCUUACCUAUUAAACCCCGUUAAACGUGGCUGAUGAAAGGAAAAACAUCGUCAAGUAAUGUUUCUACUCUCUGUGGGAAAAUAGGAUCCGAUUUACGACGGGCGUUCCAGGAACGCAUUGUGUGGUGAAAGCAGGGACCGGAUGUGCAGGAAAAACUUGCCCAAUGCGGCUCACUUAGCUAUCCACGGUUUAAUUUUGAUUUAAAGCUUGCAGUAAUUCAUAUUCUUAGCUCUUUCGGUAAAGUCACGUUGAA
This is a messenger RNA of Petromyzon marinus (sea lamprey), 3470 nucleotides long. RefSeq names its product neutral amino acid transporter 9-like. Lineage: Eukaryota; Metazoa; Chordata; Hyperoartia; Petromyzontiformes; Petromyzontidae. Gene Ontology annotation, cellular component: lysosomal membrane. The record is from RefSeq and is a predicted model, not a curated record. Gene Ontology annotation, molecular function: L-amino acid transmembrane transporter activity. Gene Ontology annotation, biological process: amino acid transmembrane transport.